Beta vulgaris subsp. vulgaris (sugar beet) is the source of this 345-nucleotide messenger RNA. The record is from the annotation of a RefSeq genome assembly. Lineage: Eukaryota; Viridiplantae; Streptophyta; Magnoliopsida; Caryophyllales; Amaranthaceae.
AUGUCAGAAUUUUUCCUUUUUAAAUGUUGUAUCUUUCUUUUCUUCUCUUCCUUUUACUUCCUUUUUCGCUUUGUUUUCCAGCCAUCAAGAGACUUGAUGGCCCGCCCUCCUCUGUUCUUUAUUCUUCUUACAGUCAUGGGGCUGGGUUGGCUGGUUUGGGAAAUAAAGUUAUUCCGAUUUCACGUUCGAUUUCUUCUAACAGGUAUCAAGUCAUGCCCUCACAAAAAUGAUAUAGGGGCAAGGCUGAGAUGGUACAGAAGAAGUCUGCUUGCCACGGUCAGACUCUAUUGUCUAAUGCGUCAGCAUCACAAAGAUAAAAAGGAAGUAAAAGGAAGAGAAGAAUGA